Molecule: messenger RNA, 7960 nt
Organism: Alexandromys fortis (reed vole)
Lineage: Eukaryota; Metazoa; Chordata; Mammalia; Rodentia; Cricetidae
Gene: Xpo4
Product: exportin 4
Exons: 24
Coding region: 341-3574 (1077 amino acids)
Biological process (GO): protein export from nucleus
Cellular component (GO): cytoplasm; nuclear pore
Molecular function (GO): nuclear export signal receptor activity
Source: RefSeq, a predicted model, not a curated record
CUCAGCUGGAGAACGCGGCCAAAGUUCUGAUGGCCCCACCUUCCAUGGUCAGUAAUGAACAACGCCAGCACGCAGAGCACAUACUCCUAUCCUUUAGGAAAUCCAAAUCACCAUUUGCAGUUUGCAGGCAUAUUUUGGUUCUUCAUGCUUUGGAAGUAACAGUUGAAGAGAGGUGAGGAAAGUUUGUGAAAAUUGUGAUCGGUGAUUAGCUGCCACCUGCCUGAGGUGUCUUCUGAGAGGAACUAACCUCUUUGUGGUGCUAGAGCAAGGUCACUGGAUUAAAAACAGAACAGAAACGAGUAAAGUGGACUAUGUCCUUUUUCAAGCUGCCACAGCCAUAAUGGAAGCAGUUGUCCGAGAAUGGGUUCUCUUGGAAAAAGGCAGUAUUGAGUCGCUGAGAACAUUCCUCCUAACCUAUGUCUUGCAAAGGCCUCACCUCCAAAAGUAUGUUCGGGAACAGAUUCUAUUAGCAGUAGCAGUAAUUGUAAAACGAGGAUCAUUAGAUAAGUCAAUUGACUGCAAAAGCAUUUUUCAUGAAGUCAGCCAAUUGAUAAGUAGUGGCAAUCCCACUGUGCAAACUCUGGCCUGUUCUAUUCUAACUGCACUGUUGAGUGAGUUCUCAAGUUCAAGUAAAACUAGCAACAUUGGACUGAGUAUGGAAUUCCAUGGUAACUGCAAACGAGUCUUUCAGGAAGAAGACCUUCGCCAGAUCUUCAUGUUAACGGUUGGAGUUCUGCAGGAGUUCAGCAGGCGGGAGAACCUCAGUGCUCAGAUGUCUUCAGUGUUUCAGCGGUACCUUGCACUAGCCAACCAAGUCCUGAGCUGGAAUUUUCUCCCUCCAAACUUGGGCAGACAUUAUAUAGCUAUGUUCGAAUCCUCACAAAAUGUGCUGUUGAAGCCAACAGAGUCCUGGCGGGAGACUCUUCUGGACAGCAGAGUCAUGGAACUUUUCUUCACAGUACACCGAAAAAUCAGAGAAGAUUCAGAUAUGGCACAGGAUUCUCUGCAGUGCCUUGCCCAGUUAGCUUCUCUACACGGACCCAUCUUUCCCGAUGAAGGAUCCCAGGUUGAUUAUCUAGCACACUUCAUUGAGGGAUUGCUGAACACUAUCAAUGGAAUCGAAAUAGAAGAUUCUGAAGCUGUGGGAAUCUCCAGCAUUAUCAGCAAUCUGAUAACCGUGUUCCCUCGGAAUGUCUUAACUGCCAUCCCCAGCGAACUUUUCUCCUCCUUUGUUAACUGCCUCACACAUCUCACUUGUUCUUUUGGGCGAAGUGCUGCGUUAGAAGAAGUGCUUGAUAAGGAUGACAUGGUAUACAUGGAAGCAUAUGAUAAAUUGCUGGAGUCCUGGCUAACUUUGGUCCAAGAUGACAAGCAUUUCCAUAAAGGUUUUUUUACUCAGCAUGCAGUUCAAGUUUUCAAUUCCUAUAUUCAGUGCCACCUUGCUGCUCCAGAUGGCACAAGGAAUUUGACUGCCAAUGGUGUGGCCUCUCGUGAGGAAGAAGAAAUAAGUGAGCUGCAAGAAGAUGAUCGAGACCAGUUUUCUGAUCAAUUAGCCAGCGUAGGAAUGCUAGGAAGAAUUGCUGCCGAACACUGUAUGCCUCUUCUGACAAGUUUAUUAGAAGAAAGGGUAACAAGACUCCAUGGUCAGUUACAACGACAUCAGCAACAGUUACUGGCUUCCCCUGGAUCGAGCACCAUUGACCACAAAAUGCUUGAUGAUCUCUACGAAGAUAUUCACUGGCUUAUUUUAGUUACAGGCUACCUCUUAGCUGAUGAUACUCAGGGAGAGACUCCGCUAAUACCUCCAGAAAUAAUGGAAUAUUCCAUUAAGCAUUCAUCUGAAGUUGACAUUAAUACAACACUUCAAAUUUUGGGAUCUCCAGGAGAAAAGGCUUCUUCCAUCCCAGGGUACAGCAGAACAGAUUCUGUGAUUAGGCUGUUGUCUGCAGUGCUAAGAGUCUCAGAAGUUGAAUCUCGAGCAAUAAGAGCAGAUCUCACUCACCUACUAAGCCCUCAAAUGGGCAAAGAUAUUGUUUGGUUUCUAAAACGCUGGGCCAAGACUUAUCUCCUGGUAGAUGAAAAACUGUAUGAUCAGAUAAGUUUGCCAUUGAGCACAGCCUUUGGAGCAGAUACAGAGGGUUCCCAGUGGAUUAUUGGCUACCUCUUACAGAAGGUCAUCAGCAAUCUGUCAGUCUGGAGUAGUGAGCAAGACCUUGCAAAUGACACUGUACAGCUCCUUGUCACAUUGGUCGAAAGAAGAGAAAGGGCAAACUUAGUAAUUCAGUGUGAAAACUGGUGGAACCUAGCAAAGCAGUUUGCAAGCCGAAGCCCACCUCUUAAUUUCUUGUCAAGCCCAGUACAGAGGACACUGAUGAAGGCUCUGGUCUUGGGAGGUUUUGCACAUAUGGACACAGAAACAAAGCAGCAGUAUUGGACAGAGGUUCUUCAGCCUCUGCAGCAGCGAUUCCUGAGAGUGAUCAACCAAGAGAACUUCCAGCAGAUGUGUCAGCAGGAGGAAGUCAAGCAGGAGAUCACUGCCACACUGGAGGCCCUGUGUGGCAUAGCUGAGGCCACCCAGAUCGACAAUGUAGCCAUUCUUUUUAAUUUUUUAAUGGACUUCCUUAACAAUUGCAUUGGGUUAAUGGAAGUUUACAAAAAUACUCCAGAAACUGUCAAUCUCAUUAUAGAAGUUUUUGUUGAAGUUGCACAUAAACAGAUAUGCUAUCUUGGAGAGUCCAAAGCUAUGCAUUUAUAUGAAGCCUGCCUUACUUUGUUGCAAGUAUAUUCUAAGAACAAUCUAGGGCGGCAGAGGAUAGAUGUUACAGCGGAAGAAGAGCAGUACCAGGACCUGCUUCUCAUUAUGGAGCUUCUCACUAACCUGCUCUCCAAGGAGUUCAUAGAUUUCAGUGACACAGAUGAAGUGUUUAGAGGACACGAGCCAGGACAAGCAGCAGGCAGAUCUGUGUCAGCAGCCGAUGUUGUUUUAUAUGGAGUGAACCUAAUUCUGCCCUUAAUGUCACAAGAUCUUUUGAAGUUUCCAACCCUUUGUAAUCAAUACUACAAAUUGAUCACAUUUAUUUGUGAGAUUUUUCCUGAAAAAAUACCCCAGCUUCCUGAGGAUCUGUUUAAGAGUCUGAUGUAUUCUCUAGAACUAGGAAUGACCUCAAUGAGUUCAGAAGUAUGCCAGCUCUGCCUUGAGGCCUUAACACCAUUGGCUGAACAAUGUGCUAAAGCACAAGAAACGGAUUCACCACUUUUUCUAGCAACUCGGCACUUCCUUAAGCUGGUUUUUGAUAUGCUGGUAUUGCAGAAGCACAACACAGAGAUGACGACUGCAGCAGGAGAGGCGUUCUACACAUUGGUGUGUUUGCACCAGGCUGAGUAUUCUGAACUAGUUGAGACAUUACUGUCAAGUCAGCAGGACCCAAUCAUUUACCAGAGAUUAGCAGAUGCCUUCAACAAGCUCACUGCAAGCAGCACUCCUCCUACCCUGGACCGGAAGCAGAAGAUGGCCUUCCUAAAGAGUUUAGAAGAAUUUAUGGCAAAUGUUGGUGGUCUCCUUUGUGUGAAAUAAACCACAGAGCUAUAUUCUUAACUUAGAUCCUUUCUGCAAAGUGCACUGAAUUGCUGAAAGUUGACUUGAGUCUUGGCCUAUUCCUCAGUUCAUUUGACCAUUUGGAUUUUGGAGAGCCUGAGACUUCGAUGUGGAAUUUGGUGAAACAGGAGAGGUCAACUUCAAAUCAGCUUCUGUUAUUAGGUGUUAGCCAUGAUCUGCCAUAUACUUGUCUUCUAGAUUCUGAAUGGUGAUUUAAAAUUUCAAAAUGCAAUUCCAUAUAUGUGCAAACAGAUAUGGGCACCAUGAAAUUCCUAUUCAGUGCCUUUUGCCCUUUUAUCAAAGCAUAGGUAACUAGCCAAAGGUGGUAUGUUUUCAGAACUAUUUUUCAAAAUGUCCAUAGAUUCCCCUCAUCUCUUGGGGAACUGGUUGUAGGGGUGGAUUCUUGGGCCCUACUGUGCAUCUUCAGAAUACCUGGUUGUUAGCUCUGGGGUCUCCAUUUUAAUAAGUUCUUCCCCUUUGUUAUCCUAAACAUUUUGAAUCAAUGCAAGAGAUGGUGAAAACUCGUAAGAGAUUUUGUGCUUUCCUACUUUUCCUCCCUUCCGUGAUUAUAAUUAUGCAGGAAGAAAAAUCAUCAGCGAGUGUCUGUUAGUUUCAUUGUCCAUCUUCCCCCUUCCCCACCUUCCUUCCCUUUCGUCCUCAGCGUUGCAGGUCUCGUGUAAUUAUUGCAGGUUUCUAAUCAGACGGUGAUGCCUGAACUUGAGGGAAAUGCGUGUAUAUUUCUGUUUCGUAAAGUUAACUUUAGGAACUGUAGCCAUUUCAUUGCCUUAAUUUUAAGAGGAAAAGACAAACCAGAUUUGUUUUAGAGAGAAAUUAGUCUUGACAUGUAAGAGCUGGCUUAGGGUAUUAGCUGCUAUGACCCUCCUGCCCCUUCGAUUAUGUAUUUAUGUGUGUUUGCCAGUGAAAUGAAACGAGAAACCCCGUGUGGUUACCUCUCUGUUUCUGUCCAACCACACAGCCUGUAUCUACUCUGGAUGGCUUGCUUAAGCAAUAACUUUUUAAUGGAUGUGAAUUACCACUUCACACAGACUAUUGCACAUUGGGGCAUUAGGGGCAAUAAUUAUGCUAAAGUGGGUGUUAUCCUCAAGUCACAGGAGCCACGCUAGUUCAGUUUCAGAGACUAAAAAUUUAUCUUUAGCCAGGCAUAGUCAUGAAUGCCAGGCUAGUCUGGGUUACAAAGUAUGAUCUGUCCUUUAAAAAAAAAAAAAAAAAAAGAGAGUAAGAGAGAGAGAAGAGAGAUUCACUUUAGAUCCUCUGGCUCAAUCAGGAUUUUUAUACUGCUACCGUGCUCCACUUAAUUUUGUGUGCCAGUUUUAAUUAUGAAAAUAAAAGCUCAUUUAUAAACAGCAGUCCUUGGAAACUGCAGGACCAGUCACAGAGUAUAGCGGCAACAAGAUGCUUCUGCCCAGGUGCAUCUGAGACUGCCAUGGAGGGGCAGGCUUCUCUGCUGUUGACGUCUCUGCUAAACCUGAACCGCACGUACCUUAGCAUCUGACGCUCUGGAGACGUUGUAUGGCUCUCUAUAAACAGAGCAUCCCAUUCCUGUGAUGGUAGGUGUGAGUGGACGCAGAGCUGAGGGCCAUAACUCUUUGAGAAUCCUUUCUUCUGUAUUGAUCACCAUUUAGUAACAGUAAGCAUGGAGGAAGAAAAAUCUCUAAGUACUACAAAGAAGGAAAACAAUAGCAUUCUCCACAUGCUCUGUAUUUUAAGUUCUUGGAAAGGAGUGCUUUUCGAUUCUUUUUCUGUUAACUUGAAGUGCUCUACAUCAGUAAUCUCUCUGUUUUGUGUUCUUGAUGUCUGUUUCCUCAGCGGGUGUGGUUUGUGUGUGCUGUGCGAGUUAUAAACAUGGGCCUAAGUUCACGUGGAGAUGGGUAGGGAAGGAUGCAGUAAGAAGGCAUCUGAGUGUAGCUUCUAUACAGACAGAACUAUAUGAAAUUGUCUGGUACUAGUAUGAUACUCCGGGUCUGUUACACCACUUUUAAUUGAAGGUAGAUUUAUUUUAGAUUGGACCAAAUAAUGCUUAAAUGAUCACCAGAACAUUGAUUAAUGGCCAACUGACAGUGAAUGACGCCACCAUAUUUCAGAAAACGGGAAUGCCACUUGUACCACCUAGAUUUUUCAGGGUGUGUGUUUGCAUUUGUUGCUUUAUUGAGUAUUUGUGUAGUUUGGUCUUUUCCUUUGCCCGGCUUUGUUGUUUACAAGUGCUUUAUGAACCUCUGGGUUUUGUUGCUGUUCCACUUCCUGAUGCUCUUCACCCAGUGGGUAUUGAGGCCAUGGAUUUCAUGGUCACGGACUAGUUUUCCUAUUUAAACUGACUGUUAAAUCAUUUGUGCACUUUUAAAAAUACAUGUUAAGAGGACGCUCGCUGUCAGAUAUUUGACUUUUCCUCUUUUGUGUUAAAUUUCAUUUGUUCAUAGCGUGUCCUCUAACCUGUAUUCCCCAUACUAUUGUUCGCCUUGGCUCAUCUUAUGCUUCUUGACCAUUUUUUCCCCAGGGCGCAAUCACUAAGUCAUCAGAGUCCCAGGCAGGGAGGUUGUAUGCUAAUAGUGGUGCUGACGUGACCCCCUCAGCUGUGGGCUUGUGGCCUCUGCAGAGGGUAGUUUGACUGAUGUCUUUGACAGUGUCCUUUCUAACACAGCAGUUGAAUAGUAUUCUAGGGAAGACUGUUAUGUCAAUGUGACUGUAUUGUUUCUGUCUGAUACCAAUGACAAUUUGUGUACAUUCUGUCGAGAUUUCCCCACACUUAAAAACUUCAAAUUGAUUGUAUGGAAAAAUAUCUAAUGAUAAUCAGAUACUCUGUCCCAGUUUUCACUUCAAAACCAAACAGAUCUAUAAUCUUCCCCACUCAGCAUCACUCAGCGCUCUUCCUGCGGUCAAGACUGUGUGGCCACCUGUCUCCUCUCUGUCAAUACUUGUAUGAAGCCCUCAAGUACUGACGGGACGCUAGCUGUCAGUUUCAAGUAUUUCAGGUCAGAGUCUCCUAGGGGAUAGGUAGUGUUGAUUGUACCCUGAAAAUGUUUUUCUUUGUUAUGUAUUUACAUAUAUUUUGUUUGCCGUCUCUGUUAGUAGAGGUGAUUGUCAUGGGCCCUGUCUUGCAAGUGAUCACUACGGGGUCUCAGUACCAAACUCAGCAUUUGAGUCUGAAGGAACUGCAGUGUUGUGCAGAGGUGUCUCUUGUUGUUUUUUUUUUUUUUUUCCUAAGAAUAAGGAACUCAUUUGGAUAUGAGGUUUUUAACAUUAUAAAUUUUCUAUAAAAUUUCCCACAGAAUAACAGAUAAUUUGAGGCUGUAAUAGUAUUUUUAAGUUACUUGAAAAUAUAAGUGGGUUUUUUUCUGGAAACAUUGCAUUUCUUUAAAACUUAACUUUCUGGAAUUAGAAAAAUGUCCAAAUUAGACAUCUUGUUAAAUUCAAGUUGAUUUAAAGGGCCAUGGCUCAAGUUUAACUUCACUUUUCCUUAGGCAUAAGAAUUGUGAAGUGUUCCUGGUUGGUUAUAAGGGGAAACCAUGACUUAUAUAGCCAAAGAGUACAUUUGGUUCAGGUCAAAGUAGAAGAUUAAUAAUGGACUUUGAUUUUGCUAGUUUUGAAGAUGGACGGAGGAGUGUCUCUGUUCUGUAGAUGUGUGGAGGUCUCUGUAAAGACUGUCCUGGUGAUGCCUCCUGGCCAGUGGGAGAUGUAUGACUGGAGUAGGCAGCUCUCUGUACCCCUGUAGCCUGCUCUUCCCCUGUGGGAAGGUUUGGCUUUCUUGUUGUUGUGUCUGCAUUUUUAGGCCUCUUAGCUCUUGGGAGCUGUCAGGUGUGCUCUGGUGGCUAAUUUCCCCAGCCUGAGGUUAUUUACCGUGUCUGCACUAUGUACCUACUGGGGGUGGGGGUGGGGAAUCUGACCUCAAGUGUGCUCUAAACCCAGGUUUCCUGGUGUGGUGUCUACCACGAAAUCAUGACAAAUGGCAAACCCUGGUAUUGUGAUCUUAUUCUCUGUACAAAAAGAAGCUCUAUGCAGUGAGCUGUGGUUUAGUGCCCACAGAAUGUCAGCACUGCUACCAUUCAGCACGUGUAACAUUUUUAAAUUUAUAAAUAUUAAAGUUUUAAACUUACACUAAGACUUUUUAGUUUAUUUUUUUUUAAGAAACCCAGGGAUGAGUAUACUGUCUACAUAUUUACCUCUAUUAAUAUAACUAAUGAAGGCAUUUAAUUUUUGAAAAGAUACUGCAGUAUGAUUUUAGGAAAUAAACCAAGGCUAUAUGUUAAGCCAAUUAUAACCUGAAUAUCAAAUUGAUAAAACUUGAUUUGUAUUUUUUAAAUCCUUCAAUGGGCUUUAAAAUAUGUGUUUUCACUAAAUAUUUUUAUUAUA